Molecule: messenger RNA, 723 nt
Organism: Mytilus trossulus (common blue mussel)
Lineage: Eukaryota; Metazoa; Mollusca; Bivalvia; Mytilida; Mytilidae
Product: fucolectin-6-like
Exons: 3
Coding region: 63-635 (190 amino acids)
Source: RefSeq, a predicted model, not a curated record
UAUUCAAGAGUAUCAAAACGACAAAAUAUUACUUGAAGUGUGUAAAUUUGUCAAAAACACAUAUGAUGAUUGUGACUACUUUAUUUCUGAUUUCUUAUUUGUCUAUUAUAGAUGGACAAUAUUUGCAGAUGCUUCAAACAGUACAAUCAACGAUUAACCAUAACACUGCAACACUAUCUAUAAUGCUGCAAGAAAUACUAAGGAGACUUCCAAAAGAUCAAAAUAUUGCCGCUUUGAGGGAAGUUGCCUUUGGAAAACGAACAAAGCAAAGUUCAGAUGAUUAUCGUUGGCCCAGUGUUGCUGUCGAUGGAAAUUUAAACUCAUUUUCCCGUACUCAAGUUGAACAUUCACCUUACUGGGAGGUGGAUCUAGGGAGAGAUUACCUGAUAAAAAGGAUAGACAUUUUCAAUAGAAAGGAUUGUUGUGGAGAUCGGCUUCACGACUUGUAUAUAACAACUGGACCUGCUCACAAUCAAAUGUAUCCAUGUGCUUAUUACAAAGGACCUGGUCGUACUGGAGAACAUCUUGUGUUUAAAUGUCACCAUAGCAAAUAUGCACGGUACGUGAAGUUGGUGAUCAAGGGGAAAGAAUCCCUCACCCUUGCAGAAGUUAAAGUGUAUGCACAAGAUGACUGAUCUAAUCAACUAUUGUUAUAUAAAAUAACACCAAAUGUUUAUUCAUUUUAUCAGCAUGAUCAGUGUUAUUUCAUUUAUUUCUCAAUUC